This is a messenger RNA of Acanthaster planci (crown-of-thorns starfish), 3696 nucleotides long. RefSeq names its product transcription factor SUM-1-like. NCBI's taxonomy places the organism in Eukaryota, Metazoa, Echinodermata, Asteroidea, Valvatida, Acanthasteridae. Gene Ontology annotation, biological process: positive regulation of myoblast differentiation; muscle organ development; regulation of transcription by RNA polymerase II. Gene Ontology annotation, molecular function: protein dimerization activity; RNA polymerase II cis-regulatory region sequence-specific DNA binding; DNA-binding transcription factor activity, RNA polymerase II-specific. The record is from RefSeq and is a predicted model, not a curated record.
UUACGAUACGACGGAGCGUGAUCCGGUCCCCCGAUCUGACAGUGUACAUGUCGACAAGAAGUGUUUGUGUUGACAGUUUGACUCCGUGUUUCCGAUUCUUACACACUGUUUCACACGUGUGUGAGGAGCCAAGCUGACCGUUCUCGUGUGCACACCAAUAAAUGGAUCUUGGGUCGAGGGUGACCGACGAUUUGGUCAGUCCAUCAGUCAGACCAGGCAGGACUGGAUCAACUACAGCUGAUUAAUCUUUUGAGACAUUACCAACAGAGAUCGCCUGCAGCCGCAUCAGCUGUAUCUUCAAACAAUACUGAACCCAUUCGCACUGAAGUAGGCGUGAUGAGUUUUCCCCUCAAUGGCUUCAUUAUCUCACCGGAUGUUUCACGUUCUUGGUCUUUGAAAACCCACCGAAAGGAGGCUGCCUAUUUUGACUGACUAUAAAAAUUAGAAUUUUAUGACUUUCGAUCACCAUGGACCAGUCUCGGAGCAGCUGCAGAUACACCGAGAUGCAACCGAUGUCCUACUAUGACAACUACCCGGCUGCGAACGGCGACAUGGCUCACUACAAUACGCUGUCUCACUCCAUGUACGUUAACAACGGCUAUCACGACAGCCUCCACAACGGGGCCGCGUCACCACUACGGGGAGGGGGACACUGCUAUCCGACCCCCGACGGCUCAAACUCCUCGGACAGUUGCCGGGAGGAGGAUAUCGAGCACGUGCUGGCCCCAGGCUACCCCGGGGGAGGGGAGAGGCGGUGCCUGCUGUGGGCAUGCAAGGCUUGCAAGAGGAAAAAUGUUGCGGUGGACAAGCGGAAAGCGGCAACGAUGCGGGAGCGACGGCGGCUCCGCAAGGUGAACGAGGCGUUCGAGGCUCUGAAACGCCACACCUCGGCAAACCCCAACCAGAGGCUGCCCAAGGUGGAGAUCCUUAGGAAUGCCAUCGAGUAUAUCGAAAAACUGGAGAGGUUGUUGCAGGUGGAGAAAGGCAACGGGGACGGCAGCGAGAUGGAGACGGCCGAGACGAGCUCCAAUGCCUCCGAUGUAAUGACAGACGGCAGCAGUCCCGGGUCCUUCUCAUCCGACAAGAUCCACAACUAUGGCGACAACUACGAUGUCACAUCCCCAUAUGGUUUCCAGUGCACAAACACGUCCAGUCUGGACUGUUUGUCGUUGAUCGUUGAGAGUAUCACGCCCACAAAAGGUAAAGCGAUCACGUCGCCCAAGAAAGCUACCUCUGACGGCUUAUGCAUGUGCUGAAACCUGAACGCUGGAGGAUGGACUAGAAUCUUUGGUCAGCUAGCCUUGCCAAUUUCAAAUGUUUUGCUUCGAUGCUCUUGCUAAUCAUGAGGUUUAUUCAUCUGAUUGCGGAGGUGAAAGGUCUACUGCAAUCAUGGAAGGCAGCUGGAUUCACGAUGUCACAAGGUGGCGCUGUAUGUAAUCAGUCAACUCUCAUUCGCUGGAAACAUUGGCAUAUUAGGGAUUUUUAUGCGACGAUAACAAGGUUACCGGCAGUUUCACGACACUAUCGGAUGUCCGCUUGACUGAGACUUGUGAGGGACGCUGUAAACUGGUGCACGUGCCUUUGAUGACAAAUCAAAAGGAGGGCGCCAUCUGUUGUUAGCGACAAAAUUUAAUAGCCUUGUGAACACGUUCUACAUGGCAAAGGCUGUGAUUGGACAAAUAUUUCUACACCUGCACAAAUGUGCUGCCAUAGUUUUGCUUAUCAUGCACAAGGCUUCCAGUUAGAACUUUGGAGACAAGUUCACAACAGUAACCCCAAAUUUCUUGUUGAAAUUCGACAGUGUAAAAUAAUUCUGAACACUUCGUGCAUGGGGAGUAAUUUAUCUGCACAGAAAAGUGAAACUAGCUGAGUGGAUGAAGGAAUUACCGAAGUUUGAAGUAAACUUUGAGCAAAUGAUACGAAUAUUUCAGGAUUACUAAUAUACUUACUAAUCAAGAGUGAAGCUGAACGAUUUAUUCAACUGAUUCAAUACUUUAACCUUCAUUGACUGCCGUUUUAAUACUUAAGUUCAGAUUUUGCAUGGAAAUGUCCUUUUGAAAGUGCCAAAUUAAUGCUUACUACAGGUCCUAGAGAGGCAAUCUUUGAUCGAUGUGUAUUAACAUUUUAGGCAAAAAAAUAUUUUUAAACAUUAAAUCGGUUUCCACUGGCUGUGAGCCACAUUACGUUUAUUUGUAACAGCACUCUGUGCGGUUUAUCUGCUGAGGUCAGGCACUUCAUAAAUUAUGUAUUAGUCUUCUCUUUCAACCAAUGGGAUGUCGGCCUGAUUUAAACUAGACUUGUAACAAUAGCAUCAGUCGUUCGAGCGUUUGACACAUUCUGAAGUCUAUAAACAACAUCAGGGAAUCCCUCUCCGAAAACACAUUUUACGUUGUUGCAAAACCAACGACGCAAAGACUUGUCACAUCUUCGUUUAUUUCACUCUCUCCCCGAUAUUAAUGAAGCAUCAUGAUAUAAAAGGUCAUAUACCAAUCUAUAGCAUCGUUUGGUAAUUUUAAACUGUACGGGACCAUGUUGAAUUUCAGGUCACCUUUUGUGGGGGCGCAAAGUACCUACGUUGCACAGAAACAAGAGGCAUAUAUACCGUCCUUUUCGUCCGUCCAUCUGCAGUAUUUAUGAAUUGCGUAACAGAAAAACUACUCGAAUUAUGAGUUGGUGCAAAUUUUCUUGUGUCAACUUUCCUUCUAAGGUUCUGUGCGUAUAUCUGUCUUGAGAAGGAUAACUUUAGAGCAGAAUAAUUCAUUAUUCUUUAAAGUGAGUACUUGUCACAAGCCAUUCUGUCUGCUGUAUGCAUUGCCCUCGAUCACCGAUGCGUAACCGAAAUUUGCGAGAGAGGAGUCCGCCGAGGAAACAUUAAUUAAGGUGGAAUUUCCAAGGGGAAAUAUGCUAUUACAGUGGCUAUGUAAACGUGUUGGUUCGAGUUUAGGAAAAUCCCCCAGUAUCGACUCGACAAUCGAGGCACUGUUCACGGAGCCCGUGACAAAGACGGUGACUCAAACUCACUUAAUUUCGGCAAGUUAAAUCCCCAUUAUUCUGGGGGUACAAUUUUUUCUCAUCACGUGCACUCGGGAGAGGGGUUGGGAUUUUUUGCGGGGGAGGAGGUGUCCUUGGCCGCGUUAAACCUGUAGCGAAUGUACAUGCAUAGUUAGAAGCAUCCGAGGCCACAGCAAUCGGAAAGUUAGACGGGGUUGACCUAGGCAACCUUCACAUUACCCGUAAUCUACCCACUCAUCAACAGUAGUUUCGCGUGGAAUUUAGGGAAACGUUCGUUGAGGACUUUUUGGAUAUCUCUGAUUGUAUGAGAACUUUGUACACCGAAGCUCAUCUUCUGAAAUCAUUAAGUCUUCAACCCAGUAUUUUUACAUAAUAUUCAAGGAAACCUUUCAGUGCUUGUUUAAUAUAGUGUUAUUAAGUCACUCAUGGAGGCAAUAUAUACAUACACCUAUCAAGUUAGUCCCACCUCGCAGAUUGAUUUGGAAUUAUUUUAAUCAUCAAACUUUCUGUCUGAUGUUCUGUUAAGUGUUCGACAGUCGCAAGUGUAUAAAGUGUAAAUAUAAUUUACUUUAUUUCUAUAGCAACCAAUCGUGUAUUUAUUACUCUUAACCAUGUAAAAAUAUCGAUGAAAUAUGAUGUUUUGAAUUUGAAUAUAUUAAAGGAAAUCACAGUUGAGAUUUAAAA